UCAGCGGCGGCGUUGUUUUUGCGGCUCCACGUCGGCACCAGCUGCGGGGCAAGAUGGAGGCGCUGAUCUUGGAACCCUCCCUGUAUACUGUCAAAGCCAUCCUGAUUCUGGACAAUGAUGGAGAUCGACUUUUUGCCAAGUACUAUGACGACACCUACCCCAGUGUCAAGGAGCAAAAGGCCUUUGAGAAGAACAUUUUCAACAAGACUCAUCGGACUGACAGUGAAAUCGCCCUCUUGGAAGGCCUAACAGUAGUAUACAAAAGCAGUAUUGAUCUCUAUUUCUAUGUGAUUGGCAGCUCCUAUGAAAAUGAGCUGAUGCUCAUGGCUGUUCUGAACUGCCUCUUUGACUCAUUGAGCCAGAUGCUGAGGAAAAAUGUAGAGAAGCGAGCUCUGCUGGAGAACAUGGAGGGGCUCUUCUUGGCAGUGGAUGAAAUCGUAGAUGGAGGGGUGAAGAUGUCCCCCUUACAGAGCAGACCGUGUCUCAGGUGCUGCAGUCAGCCAAAGAACAGAUCAAGUGGUCACUUCUUCGGUGAAGACCCCACUGUUCCUGGCUCCUCACCCCCUCAAAAAAUCCACAUGUCUGCCGUGACUUCUCAUCCAGUCCCCCAACUGAUGCUCUCAGGAUCAUCUCGGGAAUCACAAGGGAUCCUUAAAUCACCAUCCUGUCUGUGGUUGCUGCCCCCAAACCCCUAGGCGCUUCCCAUUCCUUCUCUCUCUUUUUUUUUUUUUUUUUACAGUUAUGGGAAUAAAGCUCCCAGGAGAUGUGGAUGCAGGGCAGGGGAAGCACCUCUUCCUUUCUAGACUGGAUUGUGCUCCCAUGUCCUCCUACCCCGCAUAUUUUCUUCUUCACUUCUGUGCCCUUUGCUGCAGCUACACGUCAGAUCAAAGCAGGAGAAGGAAUGUGCUGAGUGUUUUUCUCCCUUUACUUUUAUUCAGCCUUCAUCCCAAAAGUCCAUAUGUCCAGCAAGGGGAGGGAGAGGGAGAAUUCUUUUCUAUAGAAUGAAUGGGGGGGUUGGGAUAGGUAUGUCUCAGCCACAGUCCCCCUUACUAGCCUCAGCAUUUUCUACCAUUCCUUCUUCCUGCCCCAUCCUCCAGUCUUGGAAAAAAGAUUGGAACAGCUCAAAGGCAGGGUAAGAAGUUAUUUAAAUUUUACUGGCUAGGGCUUAUAAAAUUCUGUAUUUCAGUCACAGCUGCAUUCUCUACCCUGAUUCUGGCUUAUAGCUUCAAAACUGCUGUGGUCUGUGUGUUCACUGUGGGAGUGUCCAUUUCUUGGUCCCAUACCUUAACUCUACCUUCACUCCCCUGGAUGUUUGCCUGGCUUGUCCUCUCUGUACCCUGGAGGAAAGCCAGUCCCUGAACCAAAACUCUAUUCUAGUCUUGGGAGGAAGAGUUUCUGCUCGCAACUAGGGAGGGGGUGGAAUUUAUGGCUUGGGCCUCUGGGCUCUCUCAGUCCUGUUUGCUCCCCCACAUGCUUUUCACUCCCCUGCCUUGGGCCUGCAAUCUCUGCCGCUUAACCCUAUCCUCUCUCCGCCUCAGCCUUAUAUCCAGGCAGUAGGUCUGGGCUCUUUCCCUCUCUAGGUCACUGCGAGAGAUACCUUUCUUCAGAAAACCUUCAGGAUGUGGAUUUCUCCAGGGAGAUGGAGGAUGGAAUACCCACUCUUGAGUCUAAUCUUUUCUCUUGACCCAAAACUUCCCAGGAAAAUGUCUCAAAAAAUCUUCUUCCUGAGACUUAGGGUUCUGCCUCACCCACUAACUGCUAAUUCUCCAAGACUGAAGUGGGGUGCACAACUGGGCAUAUUUGAGGGGGCAUUUUUGUGUAAGAGAUGUCUGGAGUCAGGGGAUAGCCACCUUCAUAUACUGCUCUGUGCAAAGUGGAAUAAAACAGACUUCUUUUUCCAAACUG
Molecule: messenger RNA, 1905 nt
Organism: Eptesicus fuscus (big brown bat)
Lineage: Eukaryota; Metazoa; Chordata; Mammalia; Chiroptera; Vespertilionidae
Gene: COPZ1
Product: COPI coat complex subunit zeta 1
Exons: 8
Coding region: 54-695 (213 amino acids)
Biological process (GO): intra-Golgi vesicle-mediated transport; intracellular protein transport; retrograde vesicle-mediated transport, Golgi to endoplasmic reticulum
Cellular component (GO): COPI vesicle coat
Source: RefSeq, a predicted model, not a curated record